UCGAGUUGUUUGAGUUCUGAGGCUGUUGAAAGUUGCCAAAGAAACCACUGCUCUGCAGUCAUAAUAGGACUCUGUGGGAUGAGGAUAAAAAAACAGAUUUGAAAGAGGCAUACUGAGAUUCUCUUCUGUUGCUUGCCUGGUGCUGGAGGAGAUGAAUGUGAACUGCAUCACCCAAGACUAAAACUGAACGGGACUGCUUAAAACGUAGUAAUAUGGGCAGCCUUCAGUUGGAUGAUUUUGUAGCUGGAUGGGUAGGAGGAGCUGCAGGUGUAAUUGUGGGACAUCCUUUGGACACAGUAAAAACUCGCUUACAAGCUGGGCAGGGUUAUGGAAGCACAUUUAACUGUGUCCGCACUGUAUACAAAAAUGAAGCUGUUGCUGGGUUUUUUAAGGGAAUGUCUUUCCCACUAAUCAGCAUUGCUGUCUAUAAUGCAGUGGUAUUUGGUGUCUUCAGCAGUACCCAAAGGUUCAUUUGCCAACAUCGCUAUGGGAAAUCUAACCAUCCUCCUGUACUCAUAGAUUUAACUUUAGCAAGCAUGGCAACUGGGGCUUUCUCAGUAGGAAUUGGUAGCCCAGUUGAGCUAGUAAAAAUAAGGCUGCAGAUGCAGACACAAACUUUACUUACAGCCAACCUGGAAAUGAAGUACAGGGCAACUGGUGUAUCAGUACAGAAUGCCUACCGAGGUCCAAUUCACUGUGUUGCCACAAUUCUUCAGCAGGAAGGUUUGGCAGGACUCUAUCGAGGUUCGACUGCCAUGUUUCUGAGGGAUGUUCCAGGAUAUUGCCUCUACUUUAUCCCUUACGCAUUUGUUUCCGUGUGGAUCACUCCAGAGGAAUGUCUUUCUCCCACUCCCUUUUCAGUGUGGAUGGCUGGUGGGAUUGCAGGAAUCAUAUCUUGGGGAACAGCAACUCCUAUGGAUGUUGUGAAAAGUCGUCUCCAAGCAGAUGGGGUUUAUUUAAACAAAUACAAAGGAGUUAUUGACUGUAUCUGUCAAAGUUACCACAGUGAAGGUCUAAAAGUCUUUUUCAGAGGUCUUACAGUGAAUACACUGCGAGGAUUCCCUGUAUCUGCUGCCACAUUCCUUGGAUAUGAACUUUCACUCAAAGCCCUAAGAAAAGAAGCAGAGACAAAUCCUUGAAUUCCAGGUGAAGCUUUGUGAUGAUAUUCCAUGGACUGAUGUUUCUUUUCUGGGUCAUAAUGAUGAGCCCAUGUUUUGUUGGCUGUCGUGAUGCUGUGAAGAAAUUUCUCAGCUUCAUUCUCGUAAACACUGCUAGCAAAUUUCAACUCUUGAAGCUUUCAACUCUGUCAUCAGCAUGCAAGGAACCCAUCUUGCACGAACCUUCCAAUACUGAAGAAUAUCUAUAACGUGACCCAUACAUUAUUCCUGUGAAAUUCCAAAUUUGAUAGCAAUUUCCCUUUGAAUGGUCCACCAAGUGUCCUUAAUCAGUAUGUAAAACAUUGUCAUGUAAAACUUACUUGUUGCUAUCACAGGUUAUCCAUUUCAUUCUUGAUCACACAAAUCAAGUCUUCCUGGUUCACCAUCUUUAUAUUUUUUGGCCCAGCAAGGCAUGUCAACAGAGUCAUCACCAUAAACAACUUGUGUUCAGCAGUGAAUUUCAAGUGGAGGGACUCCUUCGGCAGUCAAAAAUGCAACCAUUGUUGUUGCUUAAAGCAUACUGACGAGUACUCAGCUGCAGGUUUCCAUUUCAUGAGCUGUUGCAACAUAAUCUUUUCUCACAGCAACUUCCCACCAACUGAAGAAAAAGAACAGAUGCUGAAGAACCCACCAGAACUUCUAGUA
Python bivittatus (Burmese python) is the source of this 1802-nucleotide messenger RNA. RefSeq names its product solute carrier family 25 member 48 (gene SLC25A48). Gene Ontology annotation, molecular function: transmembrane transporter activity. Gene Ontology annotation, cellular component: mitochondrion. The record is from RefSeq and is a predicted model, not a curated record. Gene Ontology annotation, biological process: transport. NCBI's taxonomy places the organism in Eukaryota, Metazoa, Chordata, Lepidosauria, Squamata, Pythonidae.